AUGCCGCCGCGACCUUCCUCGUCCCUCUUGGCUCCGGGCGAUGAGCGGGAGUCCAAGCACGAGCUGACAGCGACAUAUUCACAGCACGCAAGAGCAAACGGUGCCAAAGGCACAAGCGCGGACACGGGGCAGAAAGGUGGCCCUUCUCCGGAUGACGAGUACCAGGGCCAGAUAAGUAGCAUUCAGCAGAUCUUCGCUGAGUACGACCACAACGGUUCUGGCAAGGUCCGAGUCGAGAGAGUUCCGGACUUGAUCGUGAAUCUGGGACGAGACCUGCAAGUCGGUUGCCCGGCAACUGAGCGGCGGCGAGCUCACGCCGUCAGCUGUCAUCAGCUUUGCGCAGUUGCGGGUCUGCACAGAGGUAGCGGUGCAGUGGAGCUCACCACCUUCGAGGAAGUCGUCCAGACCUUGAAGAGAGCAAGCGGCCAAGAUGCUGGGGGCAACUGCGACGCUUCGUGCGAUGCGAAUCUUGGCAAGGUGGAGGAGAGCCAGGACCGGGAACCAGACAGCGAGACCACCACACCACUGACUUUGUCGCAUCCCCGUGCUAUGUUCACAUCGUCAGUCUCUGAGUGCUGCUUGGCCGAGGCUGAAAAGGCUCAACGCCUACAAGAAGCAGUGUGA
Symbiodinium sp. CCMP2592 is the source of this 624-nucleotide messenger RNA. NCBI's taxonomy places the organism in Eukaryota, Dinophyceae, Suessiales, Symbiodiniaceae. The record is from the annotation of a GenBank genome assembly.